GUCGGCCAAACAGCAACAGUUGUGAAGCUUUAACAAUACGGAAACGUUCUUUGUGAAGUAUUGAAGUCAAUCACUCGAACAUGAUGAAAAUCACGAUCGCCGCCCUCACCCUGCUGGCCGUAGCCGUUGCUGCUUACGAGCACGAGGACUACCAUUCGCAUCCCAGCUACAAGUUCGAGUAUGGAGUAAAGGAUCCUCACACCGGAGAUCACAAGAGCCAGUGGGAACAUCGAGAUGGAGAUGUCGUCAAGGGAGCAUAUACCCUUCACGAGGCCGACGGAACUGAGCGAGUAGUUGAAUACACUUCCGAUAAGCACAACGGCUUCCAGGCUCACGUCAAGCGAGUGGGCCAUGCUCACCAUCCGGAAGUGUAUGGACACCAUGAGGCUGGCCAUUCGUACGGUGGACACGGUCAUGGACAUGCCAGCAGCUACGCCAACGGCAACCUGUACCAGCAUCAUCAUUAGGAUAUAGAUGUACUUGAUGCGAGAAAGUUCCUUAUUAUGUGAUUUAAAUAAAAGAAUGCAAAGAGAAGCUAAAAUGUA
Messenger RNA from Anopheles coluzzii, 545 nucleotides. Its product is annotated as cuticle protein 19-like. Gene Ontology annotation, cellular component: extracellular matrix. The record is from RefSeq and is a predicted model, not a curated record. The transcript has a single exon. Bases 81 to 467 code for a protein of 128 amino acids. NCBI's taxonomy places the organism in Eukaryota, Metazoa, Arthropoda, Insecta, Diptera, Culicidae.